GCUAACACCGCCUGCUCUCGAGUAUUAUUGCUCGGAGUAGCGCAUCACAGGCACCCAAAUCACAUAGGAAGCGCUGUGUACAACGUUUACAAAAGCAGCUAUAAAACAGCGCAUCUCUACAGCACGCCGAACGCUCGCCCUGCUGAUCAAGACAGCUAGGCCACAAGACAGAAAAACGCCGCCGGCCACCAGCUAGGCCACAAGCAGUACCAUGCAAGACGUCGAAGAAUCCUUCCAGGAAGCCUGCGCCCAAUUCCGGACGGCCCCGGAUUUGUUUAGGGAUGAGGACCGGCUCCACUUGUAUGCGCUUUAUAAACAAGCAACCGCGGGCAAGGCCCCGGGCUACAACGCGAAGACGCCGCGACGCGCGUUAUUACGAGGCGCGGAGCUCGCCGCGUGGCGCUCCCUCCAGGACAUGCCGAGUCCGGAAGCCAAGCGUGCGUAUGCCAAGAUCGUGGCGGACAACCGCAAGAACCGCGAAACCAAGGAGCCGCAGACGCCGCGGACGCGUUCAAAGACGGCCGCUGCGGCCUGGCGCGCGGACCGCGACUUAUUAGAUGCGUCGCUCGACGGCAUGGACCCGAAGACCUUACUGGCGCAUGCUCGCAAGUUGAGGGACCGCGUCCAAACUUUGAGUGUCGGCCAUGUGAUGAGAGGAGGCGAACUCAUAAGACACCGCGAGACGCUGACGGGCCACGACUGGGCGUCGCGGUAUUUCGAGGUCGUACCUGGUUUUCUAAGGUGCUACAAGUCGCGCACGGCGCGCGAAUUGCGGCUGGAGGUACCGCUAUCACCUUCCGUAAAGGUUGUGGCCGACGACGUCUUCGACCGGAAAGAAAGAAAAAGGGCGCCGACGCCGUUCUUACUGAAAUUAUUUCUGGACAAGGCGACGAUGGGCGCGUCGUCGCGCGUCACGGAAAUUACAUUAGCCGCUCCUUCCAAGCGAGAUCGCGACGACUGGUUACAAUGCGUGAGCGCGUCGAUCGAGUUGAACGCGUCUCCCCUGGCCAUGCCAGCUCCACCAGUAGUGAAGAAGAAGAAGCGGUCCUCUACUGAAUUACUUGCCAGGACCGUGCACCGGCGCGCGCGGCCGUCAUUGUUGUCUUCCGACUCCUCGGAAGCCCAAUCUUAUGGAGGCUUCGUGAACCUGAUCGCGGUCGUCGCCGUCGUCUCGAACUCGCGCGCGCUGCUGCAGGAGUGGCACCGCAUUCCUCUUGUAAGAUCGAUCCGGGCGCACUUCGCCGAAGAAGCACCGGUGCUGACGAAGCGGGGCCGGCCCGUGCCGCCUCUACCUGUCGCUGAUAGUGUGGUGCCCUACGAGCUCGGCCUGUCAUUUAUUGCUUUAUGUCUGUGCGUCGUCCUCGCGGUGUUAGUAGAAAGGCGCGCGGCGCGCGCGCCGGGCCGCGCCGCUUCUUUUCAUUUGUUGCGCGCCCUCGUCGUAUUCUCGACGCUGGCCGUGCCGCUGGCGCUGUCUUGCUCCGGCGUCCUCACCGUCUCGCGUCGAUGGCGCGGCCACACCACCCUCAUCACCACGCAGGUGCAGCGCCGCGCCCCCGCGGCCCGUGUCCCACGCCAUCACGCUGUUGGGCGCCUGCACGGCCAUGAUGAAGCUAUUAUCUUAUGCGCACACGAAUGCGGAGCUGCGAAGGAAGUACAUCACAACCGGUGCCCAAACGAAACUGAGACGCAUCCAAUCAAGCAACGACGACCUCGACGCCGUGGCGGGCGAAGGGGAAAUCGCCCAGCCCAACGCCUACCCCGCGAACCUGCGCUUGGGCGACGCGAUGCGGUUCAUGGCGUUUCCGACACUCAUAUACCAGACGCGGUAUCCCCGCACGAGACGUAUUCGUUCAGCUUGGUUGCUGAAGCGGUGCGGCGAAUUGUUCUUGGUCGUGUCUGCCAUGUUGUUGAUCACGACGCAGUUCGUGCAUCCCACGGUCCAAAGAUCAUACGAGUCGAUCAACAACAAGGACGCCUGGUCCUUUGUCGAGCGACUCCUAGCUUUAGCGAUACCGUCGUUGUUCGUCUGGGUGCUCAUGUUCGUGGCGCUGUUUGAAUUAUGGUUGUCUAUCUUGGCAGAGUUGACAAGGUUCGGCGACCGGCAGUUCUAUAAAGACUGGUGGAACGCGCAGAAGUUCGAUGAAUAUUGGCGCUUGUGGAACCUGCCGGUGCACAACUGGCUCGUGCGGCACGUCUUCUUUCCCUGCCUGAAUUUGGGGCUGAACAAGAUGGCGGCUACUUUGGUUGUGUUCUUCGUUUCGGCAGCUCUCCAUGAAGUCUUGGUCUCGGGGCCGUGCCACGUCGCGCGGUUGUACGCCUUCGCGGGCAUGAUGGGCCAGGUGCCGUUGAUAGCUCUGACGAACGCUCUACAUGGGAGAUUGCCCUCGAAUCGCCUGGGCAACGUGCUCUUCUGGGUCGUUUUUUGCGUGGUCGGCCAGCCGAUGGCGCUGAUGCUCUACUUCCACGACACGGUGCAGUCGUCUUCAGCUGGUGCGAAGGGGUCCUUCGGGGGGGAGCUCUGAUGUGACCUGUGGACCUGCGUGUCCUCCGUCCUCG
Messenger RNA from Pelagomonas calceolata, 2556 nucleotides. The record is from the annotation of a GenBank genome assembly. NCBI's taxonomy places the organism in Eukaryota, Pelagophyceae, Pelagomonadales, Pelagomonadaceae.